CUACUAAUGUAAUCGGAAAGUUCAGUUUUUUUUCAGUCUAGCAGUAUUCGGAUAUUUCUUACAACUAAAUUUCUCAAUCUGUUUUUUACAUAAAUAUAAAAAUGUUUCGUAGAGGAUUCAAAGCAUUAACAAACCGACCUUUCGCAGAGUCGUGUGGCUUACUAUUCCGCAACUUCUCGGGGAAUUCCCGGAAGAAGCCGAAGUUCGUGAGGCGCCCCCCUCUAAAUCCCAAAAGCAAUUUCUUCAACUGGCCAACACUCCAGAGAUUUCCGGCUGAUAGAGUCAUCGAUGAGCAGGACGAGAAGACCUACUCCACGUUUAAAAUUGACACCAAUCGUCUGCAGGAAAUGUGGCAGCAGACUAGAAUAGCUGCCAGGGAGCAGAACAGCCUACGUGGCUAUCAACCUGCCAAUUCCGACUUGAACUCCGAUUCGGAGGAUGUGAUCAGUGCUCUGGACAAGGUGCGCCAAAUCGAAGAGCGCCGCAAGAUCCAGAACAGGAUGCGCAGUCUCAUGGAGGAGCAGCAAAAGCUGGAGGAGCGGAACCAGGAUGAGCUGGAUCGCUUGAUCCCCAAGAAGGAGGUGCUGGGCGAGCGCGAGCCGGCCAGGCAACAGGCCAUUCCCAGGGAGUACUCACCUGUCAGGAACCAGGAGAACACCAAGCCAGGCUCCUGGAUGUCGGCCACCGUUUUGGCAGCAACUGGAAAAAUACUGCAGCACCGGUACAUGCAAAGACCUCCCAGGAUGACCACUACAAAUUACCAGACUGAAUCGCAGUCUGAGAUCCCGGCCCGUCCAGAAAUUCCAAAUUCGGCAUUCGGCAGCAAAUCGCCACCGUCGAGUCAGGCCAAGAUCAGCCUCCAAGAACUGGCCAAGUCCGUGGUGGAGCUGCACAAAUCCCGCGCCGAGGAGAUGGACAAGACACGAACCCGGGAGGAAUACUCCAGGGAAUCAGCCUGCUUGAAACUUUGCGACCUCUCAGCUCUCGGCAGAAUAAGACAUCACUAGGCGACGCGAAAAAGGAGCACACCAUAAUUAGUCCCAUAUAUCACCUCAACUUUACUCCCCUUCCCAGGAAGCUCUUCAAAUAUAUCCGCAUAAAACCGUAUUACUUAACAGGAGUGGUCUGAAACCCAUAUAGAUCCUGAUCGGUAGCGGAGUUUUCGACUUGACAACUUGUACCACGCAUCAUAUUACAGGAUUCUCGUUAUAAGUAAACCCUUUAGGAUAGAUGGAAAAAUUUAUUGUAUUUU
Molecule: messenger RNA, 1252 nt
Organism: Drosophila suzukii
Lineage: Eukaryota; Metazoa; Arthropoda; Insecta; Diptera; Drosophilidae
Gene: hydra
Product: hydra
Source: RefSeq, a predicted model, not a curated record